AUCCAUUAUUUUGCUUCUAUUGCCACAAUUAUGCCACCAUGAUGUGUGAAGAGUGCUACUUAACGACGGCAGACAGUUUAGAUAUGGCGUAUUUCUGCGGCAGUUGUUUUGAAAAGGUGCAUGCACAACUGAAAGAGUCAGAUCACGCAUGCGAUGAGCUUGUUCCAUACAAACCGAGCCCCGGUUGUAACUACUCCAACUCCAGGGUAUGCUUGGAACUGGCCAGUGUGCUGUGCAUUGAAUCGUCACACUACGUGUCGUUCGUACGCAUAGGCACCGACGCCGAUUCUCGCUGGAUAUUUUUCGACAGCAUGUCAGACAGAGAAGGUGAAGCGUUCGGAUACAGUAUUCCAGAAAUUCGACCAUGCCCUAAUUUUGAAGAAUGGCUAGAUGAACGAAAAUUGAAUAACUCACUGCAUUUCCUUGGAAGUGAUGGCUUCGCCUGUCCAGAUUUUCUGAGACUUGUCAAAGACUGCUACAUUUGUUUUUAUGUCUGGCCCGACGGACUGUUAUAUUCGUAAUU
This is a messenger RNA of Soboliphyme baturini, 523 nucleotides long. NCBI's taxonomy places the organism in Eukaryota, Metazoa, Nematoda, Enoplea, Dioctophymatida, Soboliphymatidae. The record is from the annotation of a GenBank genome assembly.